CCGCCGUUGAAAGUUUCCACGCCGACGCUUCUCCUGCCUGCUCCUUCAUUGAUUGUUCUUCUGUUCUCCUUCGACCCUUGGCUGCUACUGCUCGCAACCCGCCGAAAGUCCCCCCUCAAAACAGUGAGACUCCCGUCCAACACAGAAAAACAAACAACACACUUCGGGUCUCUCCUACGACCGGAUCGCUCACAGCUAUUAAGAAACGGCCAUCUACCUGCUUCUGUGGCCUCCGAGAACGGCUGCUUCCCUUUGUUGGCUUCUCCGGGGGGCAUUGAGCUGCUGUGGUGCUGACAAUGAAGGCGACUCCGCUGCUCAUCUCGUGGCACAACGACAAUGCCCCGAUAUACUCGGUCCAUUUCGAUCCUAAUGGCAAGGGCCGAUUAGCUACGGCCGGCAACGACAACAAUGUCAGGCUGUGGCGCGUGGAAUCAUCGGGUGACGAACGGAAAGUCACCUACUUGAGCACACUGGUGAAGCAUACCCAGGCAGUCAAUGUGGUGCGGUUUAGUCCGAAAGGCGAAAUGCUGGCAUCCGCGGGCGACGAUGGCAACGUGCUUCUUUGGGUCCCUUCGGAAUUGCAGACGCAGACCGGGCUAGGGGAAGACAGGUCGGACGACAAGGAGACCUGGCGUGUCAAGCACAUGUGUCGGUCAUCGGGCGCGGAGAUUUACGACCUAGCCUGGUCUCCGGACGGCGUCUUCUUUAUCACCGGCAGCAUGGACAAUAUUGCUCGGAUCUAUAAUGCCCAGACAGGUCAAAUGGUCAGGCAGAUCGCGGAACAUUCGCACUACGUCCAGGGUGUGGCGUGGGACCCUCUCAACGAGUUUGUAGCCACACAGUCGUCCGAUCGCUCGGUCCAUAUCUACAGCCUCAAGACAAAAGAUGGCCAGUUCACCCUCACCUCGCACGGCAAGUUCCUGAAAAUGGACUUGCCUGCGCGGCGCAUCUCGUCGAGUAGCCCUGCGCCGCCUGAGCUCGGCAGCCGCCUCCCACCCACGAGCAACAACACCAUGGCCAUCGUCUCACCAGCACCCUCGGCCCCAGGAACGCCAAUGGCAUCGAAUCUACCGAUGGACCCUCCCCCGGUGUCACACAGCCGGCGGUCAUCGUUUGGUUCGUCUCCCUCCAUCCGGCGCUCCGCUUCGCCGGCCCCGUCGUUACCUUUGCCGGCCGUCAAACCCUUGGAAGUAUCCUCUCCCGCGGGCGUUUUGAGUGGAUUAGGCGUCAAGAAUGCCAAUAUCUACGCCAACGAGACUUUCACCUCGUUUUUUCGACGUCUGACCUUUGCUCCCGAUGGGAGUCUACUGUUUACGCCCGCAGGGCAGUACAAAACAUUGCACGUAUCGAAUACGGAUCCGACCAAAACCACUGACGAGAUCAUCAACACGGUCUACGUGUACACUCGUGCGGGCUUCAACAAGCCGCCCAUCUCUCACCUUCCAGGUCAUAAGAAGCCGUCUGUUGCAGUCAAGUGCUCCCCAGUUUUCUACACCUUGAGACAACAAACCCCCAAGCCUGCCAACCAUAUCGUCCUCGAUACCUCGUCGAGCGAAGAGGCAUUCUCGUCCCUUCCGGACCCGGUGGUUUCGACCAGCAGCUCGAUGGAUCCUCCUUCGUCCUCGACUGCGAUGACAGGUGACGCAUCAAAGCCACAUCUGACGCCCUCUACCAAGGACGGGGACCAUGAAGCCACCGCGCCAUCGACUCAAGGGCCGACGCCGGCCUUUGCCCUACCUUAUCGCAUUGUAUAUGCGGUAGCAACGCAAGAUGCUGUUCUGGUCUACGAUACCCAACAGCAAACGCCGCUCUGCGUUGUGAGCAACCUCCAUUUUGCGACUUUUACAGAUCUUGCUUGGUCAAAUGAUGGGCUCACGUUGAUGAUGAGCUCGUCCGACGGCUUCUGCUCGACCCUUACAUUUGCCCCGGGAGAGUUGGGUCAAGUGUAUACCGGUGCGACGUCGGUCCCCCAGCCGCACACUGCCUCCGCAGCCUCCUCGGCCAACAACACCCCUUUGCCUACGCCAACGGUUGCUUCCUCUCCUGUGAAGUUGAACUCUACCACCGCACAGGGGGCCACGAUGCCUUUAGUUCAACCACCUGCGAGUCCGGCGCGGUCCAAUUCGGUAUGUUCAGUCGCCACCCAGUCGUCCCAACAACAGCAAUCAUCCUCUGCCACGGUGGUCAACAACCCCACGCCCACCAUGAGCACCGUUCCCCUGGUAACAGCUGUUCACUCGUCGCAACCACCGGUCCUCCCGCUCACAACCCCCCCACAAACGCCAUCAUCGAUGGUCUCGCAGCAGAGCGCUCCCAGCAGCACAGUUCUAGGCAAGCGAGAUUCCACAGCAGCGGCCAACGACGCCGAUGACAAGCAUCAUGGCAAAGACCAUGACCCGCCGGCAGUCGCACAGCAGCAGCCUAAAAGGAGACGAAUAGCGCCUACUUUAAUCUCAACUGAGACGCAAUCUAAGGAUAGGAAUCAUCCAUGAUUCCUCUCAUCUUGUUAAUCCCUUUUUUCUUUUCUUCUAUUUCUUCCGCCCUUUUCUUUUCUUUUCCUGAUAUUCUAGGUUAUACUUUGAUCAAACUAACGGCCGGCGCUGGAGAGGUGACCAUAAACCUUUCCACGAUAUCUUUCUGACGACUCAUGUUCUUAUUCUAUUUUAAUUGGCUUGUGUUAUCACUCGGUACCUCCUCUCUCUCUCUCUCUCUGUUUUUUUUUCCUUUUUUCCCUUUUAUUUUGUCUU
Messenger RNA from Penicilliopsis zonata CBS 506.65, 2747 nucleotides. RefSeq lists its product as hypothetical. Gene Ontology annotation, molecular function: protein binding. The record is from RefSeq and is a predicted model, not a curated record. Bases 297 to 2492 code for a protein of 731 amino acids. Lineage: Eukaryota; Fungi; Ascomycota; Eurotiomycetes; Eurotiales; Aspergillaceae. The transcript is spliced from 6 exons. Gene Ontology annotation, cellular component: CAF-1 complex; nucleus. Gene Ontology annotation, biological process: nucleosome assembly; DNA replication-dependent chromatin assembly.